GAUUGGCCAGGCCCCCUGCCAUCCCAAAGUGCUUUGCGGCCCCACUUCCUUUCCGCUCGGCGGUUCUCCUGUGUAGGAGGCAGCCAUGGCGCCCAGCCGGAAUGGCAUGAUUCUGAAGCCACACUUCCACAAGGACUGGCAGCGACGAGUGGCCACUUGGUUCAACCAGCCAGCCCGGAAGAUCCGCAGACGCAAGGCCCGGCAAGCAAAAGCGCGCCGCAUCGCCCCCCGCCCCGCGUCUGGACCCAUCCGGCCCAUAGUGAGGUGCCCCACGGUGCGGUACCACACCAAAGUCCGAGCUGGCCGGGGCUUCAGUUUGGAGGAGCUACGGGUGGCCGGCAUUCACAAGAAGGUGGCCCGGACCAUUGGCAUCUCCGUGGACCCCAGGAGGCGGAACAAAUCCACAGAGUCCCUGCAGGCGAACGUGCAGCGGCUGAAGGAGUACCGCUCUAAGCUCAUUCUCUUCCCCAGGAAGCCCUCGGCCCCCAAGAAGGGAGAUAGCUCUGCUGAAGAACUCAAGUUGGCCACCCAGCUGACAGGACCAGUAAUGCCCAUCCGGAAUGUAUACAAAAAGGAGAAAGCCAGGGCCAUCACAGAGGAGGAGAAGAACUUCAAAGCCUUUGCUAGCCUUCGAAUGGCCCGUGCCAAUGCCCGACUCUUCGGCAUCCGUGCAAAAAGAGCCAAGGAAGCUGCAGAACAGGACGUUGAGAAGAAAAAAUAAGGCAUUGUUGAAGCUUAGUAAUAAACCCUCAGGAAAACUAAG
Messenger RNA from Castor canadensis (American beaver), 763 nucleotides. It is a transcript of the gene Rpl13, whose product is annotated as ribosomal protein L13. NCBI's taxonomy places the organism in Eukaryota, Metazoa, Chordata, Mammalia, Rodentia, Castoridae. Gene Ontology annotation, molecular function: structural constituent of ribosome; RNA binding. Gene Ontology annotation, cellular component: ribosome; cytosolic large ribosomal subunit. The record is from RefSeq and is a predicted model, not a curated record. Gene Ontology annotation, biological process: translation.